UGUCUUUUCUUGUUUUAUUGGUUGAUGAAGGAUCACAUCCAUCAAUGUCUGUUUUUACGAAUUUACUGAAUGAAUGAAUCAAUGCCUAACUAUUUUGAUAAUCUAAUCAAAUUAGAGUGUGACUUUUAAAGUGCAUUCUCUUUCUUUACCAGCAUAAAGGAACUUCUUAACUGUUCCUUUAUGAUGGUAAAUUAAAAAUAUAUGGAUUUUCUAUGGUUAAACACCAACCAAUAUUAUUAUUCUUACAUUUUAUGAGUCAAAGCAGAAAAAAAUAAUAACAACAAGUAGUAUUAGUGGCCGCAGCACUAUAAUUUAUUUUAAUGUAAAAACAAAUAAUAAAAUCCUGCAUGUUGUCUAUGGUAAAGACCCAUUUAAUCUCCUCUUCACCCUUAACUGUUUAUUUAUUUUGUUUGUUUAUUUUGUUUUUGUUCACUGGACUCCAAACAGGACACCCCUCAUUUUGUACCUGAACGCAUCAUCAUGUGUUCACACACUCUGACAUUAACGACAAGCAGCAGGUGAACACGUGAAAGAGGAGUGGACACAGUGGAAAAAAUGUCAAUUUUUUAGCUUUCUGAUUAGUUCGCAGACAAAAGGGGUGUGAUUUUCUCCGAUAUUUCUGUCAAACUGGCGGCAGGAGACUGUCGACAUCCGUCUGUAGGCAGUGGUUGUACUAACGUAGAGGUAAGUUAACUACAUAUUUACAGUAAUUACCUGUAGCUCAUGACUGUAACGGGUGAUAAUUACCUGCUAGCUAACCUGAACACCUUAUUAACCUAAAACCAGGUGACUGCAGGUCUAUAUAUUAUUAUAUUUAUCUAAAAACGGCAUUUUUAAGUGUUGUCAUUCUAAAAUGGACAUGUUUGUGGACAAUUGUGGUUAAUUGACCCUCAUUUAGGAAGAAAAUGGACGCCUGCAUUAAACCGUUGUGCUUCGAGCUGCUGUCAGAAGUCGGCGAAGGCUCCUACGCUAAAGUGUACAAAGCCAGAGAGGUGGGGGAGGAGCAGCGCCUCCUAGCUGUGAAGAAAUUCAAUUUCCACGCAAGCGCUUCGGACAAUGGCAUCCCCGCCUUCAUCAUCCGGGAGGUGUCGCUGCUGCGUAAGAUGAAAUCCUUCAACCAUCCCAACAUCGUCAAGCUUUUGGAUGCAUCGGUUGAACCAGUGGGCCGGAGCCUGGACCUGACACUGGUGUUAGAAUACAUCGACCAGGACCUGUCCACCUACCUCUCCAAGGUUCCUGCUGCUGGAAUGAGUCCUGACUGUAUUAAGAAUGUGAUGCUGCAGCUGCUGCAGGGUUUGGACUUCUUACACACUAACAUGGUGCUGCACCGUGACCUGAAACCAGAAAAUGUCCUGAUCAGCAGCCGAGGAGAAAUUAAAAUUGCUGACUUUGGAAUGGCACGCAUCUACACCUUCAAUAUUGCUCUCACUCCAGAGGUGGUGACACUCUGGUACAGAGCUCCCGAGGUGCUGCUGAGGUCUGUCUACAUGUCCUCUGUGGACAUGUGGAGCGCUGGCUGCAUCUUUGCUGAGCUCUUCCUCUUGAGACCGCUGUUUCAGGCUUUUACAGAGGUGCAGCAGCUGCAAAAAAUCUUUGAGUUUAUUGGUUUUCCUGGUGAGGAGGACUGGCCGACCGACAGCCCGUUCUCAUACUCAUUCAGCUGGGGACCAAAGGUUUCCCGCAACAUGCCGCUGCACAUCGUGGGCCCAGAGGAGAACGACCUGCUGGCUAAAUGUUUGACGUUCAAUCCCAGCAGCCGCAUCUCAGCUGCUGAAGCUCUGGCUCAUCCUUUCUUCACACGGCACUGAAGAAAACCUCCGCCUCCGCCGUCUCAUGCCAUAACAUCCAUCGUUGUUCAGAGUUUUUGGACUGUUCGAAAAACAUCAUGAGGGUCUUCUGAUUUUUGUGUAACACUCCCAUGAUCGACCAUUUGUAUUAACACUUAAUUUUUGAUCAAACUGGCGAAACGAUUCUUUAUAAUUUAAAUUCCACAAGCCAUUUCACAGUAAAUCAUACUUCUUUGUUUUUGUUGAACGUUACCUCGAAAAAUUCUGUUUAAAAACACUAUUAUGAGGACUUGAACGUUGAGUUAGUUAAUCUUGUUUCACCAAAGCCCUGACUUGUAAACACGGGAGGAAAUUGCCUUCUUUUAUUUAAUUUUAUGUUUUUGUUUGUUUUUCUGAAGAAAAUUAUGGUGCA
This is a messenger RNA of Solea senegalensis (Senegalese sole), 2199 nucleotides long. RefSeq names its product cyclin-dependent kinase 21 (gene cdk21). The record is from RefSeq and is a predicted model, not a curated record. Gene Ontology annotation, molecular function: cyclin-dependent protein serine/threonine kinase activity; cyclin binding; ATP binding. Gene Ontology annotation, biological process: G1/S transition of mitotic cell cycle; regulation of G2/M transition of mitotic cell cycle; protein phosphorylation. The transcript is spliced from 7 exons. The coding region runs from base 906 to 1808 and encodes 300 amino acids. NCBI's taxonomy places the organism in Eukaryota, Metazoa, Chordata, Actinopteri, Pleuronectiformes, Soleidae. Gene Ontology annotation, cellular component: cyclin-dependent protein kinase holoenzyme complex; nucleus; cytoplasm.